CACAAGAUCCAGCAUGGCAUCCAACAGCACAGCGACCGACUCUGCGGAAUCGAGAAAGGAGACAAACACGGCCAUAGCCAUUGUCCUCCCCUCCAUCUUCGCCAUCGUCUUAUUCAUGAUACUGGCAGUAACCUAUCUCCUCCCCAGAAUGUCGGCCAGAGAAACCCAGACCGCAAAGGAAGAACGCAAGAAGAAGCGCAUGGACAGACUGGACGAGAGCAUCAAGGCGCAAUCCUACGCCGAGUGGACGAAGAGGCGCAAACCAGAUGAUGGCGCGGCCACGUUACAUCCGGUGUGUGUUAUAUGCCUGGAGGAAGUGGAUGAAAGCGCUCGGAUACGGCCGCUGCGCUGUCUGCAUGUUUUCCACCAGGCCUGCUUGGACGAUUGGUUCGCGAGGUGGAAUGAGUACUGUCCGCUCUGCCAUGCUCCGAUCUUGUCGGGGGUAAGGGAGGUGAAGAGAAAGUAUCCGGAGCCGCCGCCGCCUGUGGCGUUUAUGGUGUGAGUGAUAGGGGAGGGAGCUAGUGACCGAGGGUGGGUUAUCUUGCUGGCGGAGGCUAAUGAGUAUGAUAUGGGUACGAGGGAAGAGGUGGCAUGGAAGCGAAGAAGGCUUUCCAAGAGGUCGUGCCCAGGCGGAGGGAAGGGUGUUGUCACGUGAUUACGCGUAGGCUCGAAGGUCUUCCUCCCCAAGAUUGAACGCAUUGGCUCCGCAAUCGUGGGGAUAUGGGAAUCCUGGAUUCGGAUGGGAUUCGUACAAGCUGCUAACCCGGUUUUGGUCUAGGAGGAGGGUUCGAGAUGGGUGGGUCUCGAGGCUUUUUGAGCGUUGGGCAAUGACGCGGAUGGGGAUGCGUGGCAUGUAUAGUCAUUAGAUACUGGAAUGAGUGCUGCACGGUGGAUAGCUGAUUCCAAUUCAUGAUACCCCC
Molecule: messenger RNA, 920 nt
Organism: Westerdykella ornata
Lineage: Eukaryota; Fungi; Ascomycota; Dothideomycetes; Pleosporales; Sporormiaceae
Exons: 3
Coding region: 14-502 (162 amino acids)
Molecular function (GO): zinc ion binding
Source: RefSeq, a predicted model, not a curated record